Molecule: messenger RNA, 515 nt
Organism: Xiphophorus maculatus (southern platyfish)
Lineage: Eukaryota; Metazoa; Chordata; Actinopteri; Cyprinodontiformes; Poeciliidae
Product: histone H3
Exons: 1
Coding region: 104-514 (136 amino acids)
Cellular component (GO): nucleosome
Molecular function (GO): protein heterodimerization activity; structural constituent of chromatin; DNA binding
Source: RefSeq, a predicted model, not a curated record
CCAGCAGCGUCGCCUCCUCCCAGCUGCUCCCACACUUUACCAGCAGCGGCUCUCCGCUCCCUCUGACAUAUUUCUCCGUGUUUCGGUAGAGAAAGCAGCAGACAUGGCGAGAACCAAGCAGACCGCCCGUAAAUCUACCGGAGGCAAAGCUCCCAGGAAGCAGCUGGCCACCAAGGCGGCCCGGAAGAGCGCCCCGGCUACCGGCGGCGUCAAGAAGCCUCACCGCUACAGGCCCGGUACCGUGGCUCUGCGGGAGAUCCGUCGCUACCAGAAGUCCACGGAGCUGCUGAUCCGCAAGCUGCCCUUCCAGCGCCUGGUCCGAGAGAUCGCUCAGGACUUCAAGACCGACCUGCGCUUCCAGAGCUCCGCCGUCAUGGCUCUGCAGGAGGCCAGCGAGGCCUACCUGGUGGGUCUGUUCGAGGACACCAACCUGUGCGCCAUCCACGCCAAGAGGGUCACCAUCAUGCCCAAAGACAUCCAGCUGGCCCGCCGCAUCCGUGGAGAGAGAGCUUAAG